AUGCCGUCGCAAGAAGCCAAGCUGCUCAGUGACUUCCUCCUCGCACCCGCACCGCUGCGCGACUUCAUGACACUGCGCCAGUUCACCGACAUCUUCCCCCGUAGCCACCGCGAGAACCCGGCCGUGCAGGAUCUGUACCGCGAGCUGCACCGGCUGCGUAAAGCCGAGAUUGAGGCUGUGCGCAAUGACAUAACAAAGGAGGUGAAGCGGUCGAAGCAACUGAGGCACGCGUACGCGAGAGAGAGACGUGAGGUGGACGAUGCACAUGUCGCAGGCACUGAUCCUGUGGCUCUGCAGAUGGAAGAAGAGCUCUCCGGUCAUGGUCGCAAAACACCGCACACGCUACAGACAGUCCACUCCAGUAUCGAAGACGCAUGCCAGAGCCUCGAGACACAGAUCACCGAGAUGGAGGAAGAGAGCCAAAGAGCCCUUGCUGAGGUCCAAGAAGCUGUCGGUGCCUUGAGCGACCUGCGACAUGGGCGAUUCGCACAGCCGGCCAGUGGCGAAGACCUUGGGGAAGAGGUGUUGGCCGCUCUCAAGAGGCUUGAUACCGUGUGCGCGGACCCAGCUGGCUGA
Molecule: messenger RNA, 576 nt
Organism: Didymella exigua CBS 183.55
Lineage: Eukaryota; Fungi; Ascomycota; Dothideomycetes; Pleosporales; Didymellaceae
Exons: 2
Coding region: 1-576 (191 amino acids)
Biological process (GO): chromosome segregation
Cellular component (GO): kinetochore; Mis6-Sim4 complex
Source: RefSeq, a predicted model, not a curated record